AUGGGUACUAACGGGAACGGUCGUCGCGGCGGCGCGAAGCUGCCUGACGUUCGUCGACCCAUGGAAGAAGGAGACUGUGUGAACGACAUGGAAAGUCCUGAAUUGGAUUUCGUUUAUGAUGAUUGUGAUACGCAAGCUAACGAAAUUGCUGAACUCUAUAGUUACACUGAACACCCCGAAUUUCAACUGAAUGUAAAAGCUUUUGAGGACAUUAUGGAGGAAUUCAACUUGCCUCCUAGUUGGCAAAGACUUUCGAGCCAACAACAACGCACUGUAGUGAUGAAGCUACUCGAGCAUCUUGAUGUUGCAGUUACAGAGAUACGAAUGCGAGCGACGAGAUGUAUACUCUACCUAGCACAAGGCUGCUGGGCCGAAAUGCAGUCCGAUGCCGAACAGGCGCAUUGGGCACGUAUUAAUAUUAUGACACUCUACGAAAUGGGGACUUUCGCUGCAUUCGUUGAACUUUUAAACUUGGAAAUAGUAAGAAGUAACGCAGCUGUGGCGUCAAGAAAGCUAGCAGAGUCGUUAGUAGAUUCAACCAACUUGAGAGUCAUCCUAUCAGUAUUAUACCUAAUUACGGAACACAUGCGAACUGAAAAAGAUAAUCCAGAUUCUGAAUAUUCAGAUCUAGUUAAAAACUUCAAAGAAGAAAUAGGAACUCCUUUCAAUGAGGAAUUACUGCCGGUGAAACUCUUAGGCAUGGUAACACAGCUGUGUGUUGGCACUACACCCCAUUUUCCUAUGAAAAAAGUACUUUUACUGCUCUGGAAGAUAUUACUCGUGUUUCUCGGUGGUUCUAAGGAAUUGAAAGAACGUAAAGCCAGAUUGAGAGAAAAAUAUGGUUUACCACCUUGUACUGAAGAUACUCUUGAAAUAAUAAAAGGCAUGCGAUCAAGUUCGCCACCACCGAGUGCUGCUGACAUGCUCGAAAACCAGAAUCCUGGACAGAGGAAGUUAAAAGAAAACGAAAGAGCUUUAAGACGGCAGACAUUUAUGAAACAAACUUCUCUUGACGAAUCUGAUGAACAAAUCUUUGUAGACAAAGAGGAAACCAGUAAUGGAUCUGAAGAUUACUCUAUGGAAUUCCAAUCAAUGUCAGCCGAGGGUGUUCAGAAUGCUAAUACGAACCAGAACUGCCCUUACUACAUGUAUAUAAAGAGAUUUGACAGCCCCCCACCUCCUCCACCACUUCCUAGAAGCCUGCCUUGGAGAUCAAAAGUCCGACAGAAAGACAUAGACACAUUUCUUGAUAAUGUCAGAGUCAAAUUUGUUGGUUACUCCCUGCCCGGUGAUAGACAAACCAUUGCCGGGCUUCCACAACCUAUACAUGAAGGAAUCGAGAUAUUAAAAAAGCAUACAUACACAAGUCUCGCUGAGGUUCAAGCCGAGAGGGAGCUAGAGAUUAUCCGGAGCCCUCUCACUAAAGGUGAAAAAGAAGUAGAGGAAACCGAAGCAGAGAUCUUAUAUAGAGCCGUUCAGCCAAAUCUACCACAAUAUAUAAUUGCUCUACUUAAAAUUCUCUUAGCUGCCACACCCACAUCAACGGCGAAAACAUAUUCCAUGAAUAUAAUGGCUGAUGUAUUGCCAGAAGAGAUGCCAAUGACCGUGCUACAAUCACUCAAACUGGGUAUAGAUGUUAAUAGACAUAAAGAAAUCAUAGUUAAAGCUGUAACAGCCAUCCUACUGCUUCUAUUGAAACAUUUCAAGUUAAACCAUAUUUAUCAAUUCGAAUUCAUGUCACAGAAUCUCGUAUUCUCUAACUGCAUGCCACUCGUUUUGAAAUUCUUCAACCAGAACAUCUUAUCGUAUAUAGGUGCUAAGAAUUCAAUACCCAUAUUUGAUUUCCCCGCUUGUGUUAUCGGAGAGCAACCGGAAUUGACAAGAGAUUGCUUGGACAUUGGAGACUCUUCAGUACCAUACUCCUGGAGAAACGUGUUCUCAUGUAUAAAUUUACUACGAAUUCUGAAUAAACUCACUAAGUGGAAGAACGCCAGGAUCAUGAUGCUCGUCGUAUUUAAAAGCGCUCCGAUAUUAAAACGUACACUCAAAGUUCGACACGCUCUCAUGCAGUUUUAUGUAUUGAAGCUGCUUAAAAUGCAAACGAGAUAUUUGGGACGACAGUGGAGGAAAACUAACAUGAAAACUAUUAGCGCCAUUUACUCAAAAGUCAGGCAUCGGUUGAACGAUGAUUGGGCAUUUGGUAAUGAAGUUGAUGCUCGGCCAUGGGAUUUUCAGGAUGAAGAAUGUGCAUUGAGAGUAAGCGUGGAAAGAUUCAAUCAGAGACGAUAUGGGAACGCCAGUGAAUUAGAAACUGAAUUAACUCCGGUAGACACAGAUAUUAAUAGUGUUCUUGAUAGUAAUAUUGAGCUUGAUGAAGAAUUCAAGUCUAACUAUGAAUUGUGGCUGGAACAAGAGGUAUAUAACAAUGAAAUCAACUGGGAUGUUCUACUCUCCACAUAA
Danaus chrysippus (African queen) is the source of this 2460-nucleotide messenger RNA. NCBI's taxonomy places the organism in Eukaryota, Metazoa, Arthropoda, Insecta, Lepidoptera, Nymphalidae. The record is from the annotation of a GenBank genome assembly.